ACUGUUUACUUUCUUUCCCUCCCCUUAUUCAUGAGCUAAGCAACUUGCCCUGCGUUCAACACACUUUUUUUCCAAACCCUACAUGGAACAUUGUGUGAGUGAAGUAUAUCAGUUUUGUAACCGUCAGCACACCUUCACAAUGUCCUCUCAUCUUUAGAAGUUUAUCGGCCGUGUGAGAGGCAAAGGACGGUUUUAAUCUUGAGCAACAUGACACUCAAAUCACACUGCACGCAUCAAGGCAUGGCUACAGGUUCUCUAUGGAAUAGCACACAGUGUACAAGACAGCAUAAUACUAAACCACAACACAUCUACCUCACCAAAACACAUCCAAUGGACCAAAGGAGACCGAGACCUCACAGGUUUCACUCCUGUCUGAUGUUUCGCUUUAAGGAGCGGGUGAGGAUGGACCAAAGAUCGUGUGGAGGAGACGUCCAGGGAGAAAAUACUGAGAGCAGAUUGAGGGAACUGGCCCUAAAGUGGUUCACAGAAACCCAAGCUCCUCUAAUUCUCCAUAACGGCAACUUUCCAGAAUGGUUCCAGGGAUUUAUCAGCAGAAAGGAAGCAGAGGAACAUCUAAAAGAUAAGACCUUGGGCUGUUUCCUCAUUCGACUCAGCGAUAAAGCUACUGGAUACAUUUUGUCAUAUAAAGGUCGUGAUCGAUGUCGACACUUUGUCAUCAAUCAGAAUAAAGAUGGACGUUUUAUCGUGACGGGUGACACAGAGAAGCACGAUUCACUAACCAGCCUCAUUGAAUAUUAUAAGAUCAGACCCAUUGAGCCAUUUGGAGAAUAUCUGACAAACUCAUGUUGUGAGUCUUCCACAAGUGAGUUGUAUGAUGUCAUUCAUGUUGACCUAAGGGAAAAGCCAGGUGUGAGUGUUAAAGCUGUGAAGCAUAUUUGGAACCAGCACCGUGAGAUUUUACAGCCCCCCGCCCUGCCACCCAAAAGCAACAGAAAUAUGCAGGCAGUCCCUGCGGUGCCAAAAAAAGGCCCUCCUCCGAAAACGCCCUCGGAGGAAACAAACCACACCUCGGAAAAUGUGCUCUAUACCCAGGUGGACCUGAUGAAGCCCAAAGAAAGAGCAAGAUCGCCCACUGAGGGCGGGGACAUUUCACACACAGCUUUUAGGGUCAACCAGGAUGGAGAACCCAAAGGCCCGAGACAAGGAACUGUAUACUCUGAACUCGUAGUGCCAAACUGCAGAAGUCAAUCUCUGCCUCUCCUCGAAGACGACACUGUGCCAGACAAACAUUUCUACAGUCGAACCCAAUCUCAGCUCAAUAACUCCUCCACUAAUCGGUUGCCAGGUCUCAGCACCAGUCUGGAUAAGCUAUGCAAUUCUUCUCUCUACCAAUUAGCCGGAACAUCUGGCAACCAAAGCAUGGUUGGGAAGAGACUGUCAAAGGUCAACACGGAUGAUGUUACAUAUGCUGAGGUGCCUGCCGAACAUGUUCCUAAUCACUUCUGUAUUGACAACACAUACGAGCAGAUUCCCGAGUCAAGGCUUGCAGCCACAGCAGCGGGUAAUAGGACACACACUAACACCUACGAGACGCUAACAGACCUCAGACCAAAGCAGAACAAUUCAGCUCGGGCUGUUAAGGCUGAGAAAUGGAAAUGGCUUUCUCCGGAAUACUGGAAAAAAUGAUACAGAUCGUUACAGGCCUGAAUCACAUCAUCACAAGAUCACACUAAAUAAGAACAUUAAUAAAAAAAUAAAUUAUUAAAACCUAUUAACCAUUAUAAAGAAUUUAACAUAUUUCAGAUUAUGUAAUAUCACAAAUACUUAAGCUUUAUAUUUAACAUACUGUGCUGUGGAUCUUUUGUGUUUUUUGUUUGUUAAAUAUUUUACUAUGUAUGUGUUUAAUGAAUAUUUAUUAACUUAAUAAACUUUAAGUUCUCCUCUUAUAGUUCAUUGACAUUAACUGACAAGAAGUAAACAGAUAUCAUA
Molecule: messenger RNA, 1950 nt
Organism: Paramisgurnus dabryanus
Lineage: Eukaryota; Metazoa; Chordata; Actinopteri; Cypriniformes; Cobitidae
Cellular component (GO): cytoplasm
Source: RefSeq, a predicted model, not a curated record